Messenger RNA from Spodoptera frugiperda (fall armyworm), 1095 nucleotides. Its product is annotated as G patch domain and ankyrin repeat-containing protein 1 homolog. Gene Ontology annotation, molecular function: nucleic acid binding; protein binding. Lineage: Eukaryota; Metazoa; Arthropoda; Insecta; Lepidoptera; Noctuidae. The transcript has a single exon. The record is from RefSeq and is a predicted model, not a curated record. Bases 176 to 1093 code for a protein of 305 amino acids.
GUCAUUUGUCAAUGAAUUAGUCAACAAUGUGAUUUCGUCAACAGAGAACUUGUAAUUGUGUAAUUUUUUAAAGUUUCGUCUAUUUCAAAGCGAAGACUGAGUAACCAGUAAACUAGUGAUUGUGCUUUCACCAUACUUACUACGUUUCAAAGGACAAAUAACUAAAACAUUAAGAAUGGGUGACAAAAUCUAUAGUAAUUUCGUGAAAGCAAGUUCACCUGAACAAGACGUAAAUACUAAACAGGAUAUUACAAUACUAAGUGGAGAAGAAGCGAGAAAACUAUACCUUGAAGAGGUUAAACAUGCAAAAACACCAAAAAGGCUCAAGACACACGGAAUAGAAAAAAAGAAAAAGGUUAUAACAGAAGAAGAAACACCACUAUCAAACAAAGACUUAUUUAUUACAGUACAAAAUAAUGAUGUAGACAGAGUUAAAUGUGAACUAGACAGAUACCCUGAUAAGUUAAAUAUUGUUGAUGAGUUUGGCUGGAGUUUACUGAUGAUAGCGUGCCAAGCAAACUCCGUUGAUGUUGUAGAGCUAUUACUGAAAAGAGGUAUAGACAUGUCUGUGAGAGACAAAGCUGGUAAUUCCGCCCGAAGUCUAGUUAUUAAGAACAAAAAUUAUAUUUUAGCUGAUAUUCUAUUAAGAUACAUACAGAAAGAAACUCCACAGAAACCAAAAUCAAAACAAGCAUCAGUAACAGUCAAAUUGAAAGAAGAAUACUUCUGUGAGGCUUGUAAUAAAACAUUUCCUGAUAGAGAGGAACAUUUGUCAUCAACAGUACACAAUAUAGCAGCUAGCAGAGGGAAGAAAAUACCAGCUUGUUAUGCAUUACCAGAGACAAACAGAGGAUAUCAGUUGAUGCUAAAAGGAGGUUGGGAUAAACAGUCCGGUCUGGGCAAAGAUGGAUCUGGCAAACGUUAUCCUAUUAAAACAGUUCAAAAGAAGGACAGGAAAGGCCUUGGGCAUGCCAAACAGAAACCCGUUGACAAACCACAAGACAAUGUUAAACAUAAAAAUAGAAUAAAGUUGGCAAGAGACCAUCGGAGUGACAAAUCAUUCGAAAUAAAGUUUAGACGGGAAUUUUACUGAAA